CAACCUCGUCCUCCCUUCAAUAUUAGUUGAGGGUGCGUGCGACGUGCAAUCAAACGAGAAGGACGAAUUUUUAGCGUUUCUUCCUCUCCUUCCCUAUCUGUUCUAGCGAUUCACGUCAAUGGACGCUUCAUCCUGAUCCAAAUUAAAAACCCUAGAAAAGAAUAUCAAAACUUUGCAUCUCUGAAUUCAUCGGAUUGGAGCUGAUCUCGGUUUUGAUCUCAGAUCUGAUGGCCUGCUGAUGGUGAAGGGAGAAUCUAGGGUUUGUGCUUCAUAAGAUUUUUCUAGAUAUGGGUGCCGGCGAUCCUUCUUCAUCCAAUGGUGUGUUGGUUUCUGAACUUCGUGAGAAGCAUCGGCUGGAUCUGGAAAAAUUGACGUUGACCACUCAACCUUUCAGAACAUUCAAGUUUUUCAUAUUUGCCUGUACAUUAUACGUGAAACGCUCUGUCCUAUAUAUUUUGACGAAAGGUGUUUGGUUUACGAUCUUAACUGUCCUCUUUCUAUCUUUUGGACUACUUCUUAUAGCUACUGAUGGUCCUCAUGAAAAGCAUGUUCAGGAGUUCCUUUCUUACUCCAAGUUUGCACUGUGGUGGGUGGCCCUUGGUGUGGCAUCGUCAAUUGGACUGGGAUCUGGUUUGCACACAUUUGUUCUAUAUCUUGGUCCCCAUAUUGCACUCUUUACAAUCAAAGCUGUCCAAUGCGGUCGAAUUGAUCUAAAAACUGCUCCAUAUGAUACCAUACAGCUGAAAAGAGCACCUUCUUGGCUUGAGAAAGAUUGUGCAGCAUUUGGACCCCCAGUAUUUACAUCAGCCCCUGGUUCAAUAGUCAACAUUCCACUCAGCAAGCUGCUUCCUCAGGUUCAGCUGGAGGCCAUUCUUUGGGGCAUAGGAACUGCACUUGGGGAGCUUCCACCUUAUUUCAUAUCAAGGGCAGGUAUUUGGCCUUUCAUGUAAUCUUCUGUAAAUCUGCUGGUUCUCUAUCUGUGGAGGAGAUUGCAUUUAUUGGUAGCAUAUAAAUGGAGCUUUACCUGGAAUGAUUUUAUGUUAAAUGGUGUGCAUAUAGUUUAGCACUUGCAACAAAACACAACUUUUGCCCGUAGAAAGCAUUCUCUCCUCUUGCUUGUAUAACUUCUUGGUUGUUUUGCUUUUCUUUCCCCCAGUUUGUUCAAAUGUGAUAGAUGUGUGGGAUAUUGUCUGUAGAAGUUUAGUUUUUCACAAUGACAUUGUAGCAUGUCCCAAAAUUUUGAGAAACAAUGGAGUUAUACUUGGAAGGAUUUCAUAGCAAAAUGGUGUGCGUAUAUUAGCAUUUUUAUCAAGACAAGUUUUGUUCGUAGAAAAUAUAAUAUCUUGACGAUAUGUGUUAACUUCUUGGUUGUUUUCUUUAUCCUCCCAACUUGUUUGGUGAGUUGUUACCAAAUUCUAUAAAUGGGUGGAAUAUUUACGUUAGAAAAUUAGUUUUAGCAAUGACACCAUUGCAUUUUCCCAAAAUUUGAGAAACACUCAAUAUUUUUGGGCAUUGGGUUUAUUUUUGAGGACACUGAUACAAGAUGCAUAAAAAAAUCACGCGACUCUCAUCUUAUAUUGUGUAAGAAACGGAGAUACUGUUUAGCAGGAGCAGCAAUAAAUAUGUUUUGAAGAGACUUUUUAAACAAGAACAUUUUGACAAAAACUACUGAUACUGAUCUGAUGAAUAUGAAGACCUUAAACAACUAAAUAGUGAAUGAAGAAAUGAAUUAAGAAUAUUUUUUAAACAUCAUAUCCAAUAUAUUUAAUAUGUACCAUAAUCCAUUGAAUAAAAUUUUCUAUGAUUUUCUAGUUACAUAAUACAUGUCUACUUCUUACUUCUCUGUAGUAACUCUAUACUAGCUCCAAUAAAUUAUUUUAUGUUAAAAUUUAACACAUGACGCUGAGUAUCACACACAUAUACACAUAUAUUCAUAUGAAUCAAACAUAUAUGCAUUUUCCUUUUUUUUUCUAAGGCCAUGUAUGAUGUAUCUCAUGUUUGUAUCAUGUAUCAUGUUCCAUUUUCGUGCCAUAUUGGUAAAUGUGAUCUGGUCUGUAAUUUUAAUCAAGAGGGAUAGGGAGAGCACCUUAUAAUGGUGAAACGGCCAACAUGAGCAGGGGGAUUCCUUCACGUGAUGUAGAAAAGAGUUACCAAUUAAAACGGUGGAAAUGCCUAUUCUCCAUGUACACAUUUUUGGAAAAAAUGGGGGCAUCAAAGUUAUCAUAUAUUAUCCAAGUUGAAAGUGGAAUUUGUGAACCUUACAUUUUGUGAUUCCUACAAUGAAAUCUACCAACCAAAUGUUUAUUAGUAUUUUCUUCGACACCUGACAGAUUCAUUUUCUUUCUUUUCAAGCUUUGCAAGUUUUUAAGCAUCCCUCUGUAUAUGAGGCCAGCUUAAAUCCUCAUUAGCAUAAAAAUUGUAACAAUGGCUUUUUCACCUGCUUUGUUCUUUGCAUUGAGUGAUCAUGAUUCAUUUGUAUAUAAAGAGAAUGUUUACAUCCAAGAUGUGCAUGAUUCGAUGUGGCAUUAGAAUUUCACAUAUUGACAAAGUUAUUAAUAAUUCAACUAGCGUUGGCGUUUCACCUUUUUACACUCACCAUAGAAGGAAAGCUUUUCCAUAGUUACUAGCUUUUUUGUUUAAUUUAUAGUUUGAACUUUGGGUGUGCUUCUUCCUUCAUGCGCUAGAUACUGAAAUUUACAAAUACACACUACUUCAAUUUCAAGUAAGUUAAUUAUAUCUCAUUACAGUCCAUAAAAAUAAUUUGGCUAAGUUAGAAAACAUACAUGUUGCCUUUAAUCCUUCAUAUUUAACUUAUAGUUUUUUUCCCCAGAGUGAAUGUCCUUUUGCACCAGAGUAUUGGUUUUGUCUGUGAAAUAUAUCUCUCAUCCAGUAUGGUUAUAGUUUUAUUCCCCAGAGUGAAUGUCCUUUUGCACCAGAGUAUUGGUUUUGUCUGUGAAAUAUCUCUCUCAUCCAGUAUGGUGCUGUUGAGCUUGCUAUUUACUUCAUCUUGGCACUUAUGCUGUCUGACAUGUGUCCGUGCUUUUGACCCUUGAAUGAGUAGAUGUAUAAUAUGGAGUAUGCCAUGCUUUACAUCACUUUCUCAGUAAUUUGAAA
Molecule: messenger RNA, 3114 nt
Organism: Asparagus officinalis (garden asparagus)
Lineage: Eukaryota; Viridiplantae; Streptophyta; Magnoliopsida; Asparagales; Asparagaceae
Product: vacuole membrane protein KMS1-like
Exons: 4
Coding region: 288-950 (220 amino acids)
Source: RefSeq, a predicted model, not a curated record